Neltuma alba is the source of this 1319-nucleotide messenger RNA. Its product is annotated as protein DEHYDRATION-INDUCED 19 homolog 4. The record is from RefSeq and is a predicted model, not a curated record. Bases 292 to 1002 code for a protein of 236 amino acids. Lineage: Eukaryota; Viridiplantae; Streptophyta; Magnoliopsida; Fabales; Fabaceae. The transcript has 5 exons.
GCCACGAAAACAAACAAGCCCACGUCUCUGUCCAUCUCUCUCAUUUCAUUCCGCAUUUCUCAAGUUUACUUCCUUUGAACAUAUAAUCUCUCUCUUCUCUUACAAAAUGUCAAGGUUCCUAAGAAGUUGACGGAACCACUAAACAAACAGCAAUAGGGGUUGCAACUUUCUUAUUGUGAACAACUUUAGGACUGAUUUGAUUCCAUUCCAUUAAGCAUUUGCGCGAGUAGGUGGCUUCCAUCAAGACCCAUCUUUCAGAAAGCUUGAUAUUUUUGAUCGUUCAUUGGUUCUAUGGAUUCUGAUUUCUGGACCUCGCGUCUCGCCGCCGCCAAACGCCAAUAUGCGUUUCAGCAGCAUCAAAGUUCCCAAUUAGAUCGGUUGGGAAUCUAUGAUUUCGUUGUGGAAGACGAGGUUCGACCUGAUUAUUCAAGCUCCUAUGAAGACGUCGACAUCGCGUCCUUGUGUUCGAAUCUCGAAGACGAGCACGCGUGUGAAUCUAGAGCUACGAUUUGUCCAAUAUGCUCAGUUAAAGUUGCAAGGGACAUGUUAAGUCACAUAACACUGCAGCAUGGACACUUGUUUAAGUUGCAGAGGCGACGCAGGUUACGUAGAGUUGCUGUUCCAAGCAGUCAGGCUCUAUCCCUCCUGGGCCGGGAUCUUCGCGAGGCUCAUUUGCAGGUCCUUCUAGGCGGCGGCGGCGCCAGCAGUGGUGGAGGAUACCGGUCAAACAGUGUUAACGCGUCCAGUGCUGCAGCUACUGAUCCAUUCCUGUCCUCCCUUAUUUUUAAUGUUCCUGCUUCUGAAGCAGAAGAUAUUUCAAAAUCCGUAUUGACAGCUUCUGAAGACUCUUCCCCAAAGAACCCAGCGCCAUCGCAUAUAUGGAAAUCAAGCAGUUUUGAUGCGUCGUUGAGUAAUGAAGAGCGAGAGAGAAGGAUGAGGCAGGCCGCUGGGAGAUCUGGGUUUGUGCAGGAUUUGUUUCUGUCAACUUUGUUAGGCGACUGAUUUGGAAGAUGCAAGUUUCUUAAAAGAAAUGAAUGGCAAAUCCCCAUUCAUUCUAAGGAUCUUGAUGAAGGAUUUCAAGAUAUUCGUUAUAAUUGUCCAUUUACACCAACCUUUUAUAGAGAGAGAGUCUCCUUCGUAAUUGUAUUAUUUCUUUCAUUAUUAAAGAAAAAAGAAAAAAAAGGGGAAACUAGUUUUUUAGCUGUCAGUCAAUGCUCCUUGUAAUAUAUGCAUCUGCUUGUCUUGUUUUAUUAUUGUUUGACGUAUUGUUUCCUCGCGUUCAAGUUAUUUCAAUCAAAUUUUACUAGUUUUGCAAAAAA